Messenger RNA from Myodes glareolus (Bank vole), 357 nucleotides. The record is from RefSeq and is a predicted model, not a curated record. Lineage: Eukaryota; Metazoa; Chordata; Mammalia; Rodentia; Cricetidae.
AUGAAGUCGGCCUGCAAACCCCAUGGCUCUCCGGCGGGAGCGCGCGGCGCGCCUCCGUGCGCGGUUGCGGCCGAGCGGCUGAACACGGCGUUCGACAGACUGCGCAGGGUGGUGCCGCAGUGGGGCCAGGACAAGAAGCUGUCCAAGUACGAGACGCUGCAGAUGGCGCUCAGCUACAUCGUGGCGCUCACGCGCAUCCUGGCCGAGGCCGAACGGGACUGGGUGGGGCUGCGCUGCGAGCAGCGGGGUAGAGAACACCCCUACCUCUCCUUUCCGGGUGCCAGGCUGCAGGAGCCUGAGCCCUAUGGCCAGAGGCUCUUCGGCUUCCAGCCCGAGCCCUUCCCCAUGGCCAGCUAA